AUGGCUACUGCUGAGAUGCCCUCGGGGCCUAGGUCCGCUCGUCUCGCUGAUGACGCUGCCACUGCUGCGCUAUAUGCCGUGCAACCUCGACGCAAGGCGUCCGUUCGUGAUAAGCCUGCGCCCGAUUCACUUAACUCGAAUCAACGAGUGAUCGUCCCGAAUCUUAGCCAUGCCUCAGCUGCAUCCGCUCUCGCCCAUGCCAACCAUAAGCCCAUCGAAGUAUGGCGCCCCGGACGAUAUACUGAGGCCGAAAAGGCCGCCCUUUGCGUAAAAGACUUCUCUCCGCCCGAGUUCCCUCAGCCUAGCACAGGCUACAGCGCAGAGGGACUUGGCGCCGCAAUUCUCGCCGUGCGCGAGCAGAGAUCGACACAGGCCGCCCGAGAGAAAGAAAUCGAAGUCGAGCAAAAUCGUGCGCGAGAGAAGGAACGGCAAUCGAAGGCGCUUAAAGCGGCCACUGGGGCUUACGCGACACGUAAGAAAGCUGAUGCGGUUGCUAGUGAGCCAGUGAUUACGUCUGAGCCCCGUUAUGCUCGCACUGCGGCUGGAGCAUCCCGCCAUAUCUCAAGUGAGGAAGAAGCGCAGCCACUUAACCACCUCGACGAUGCGAUGGAGGCCAGCCGAAUUACGCAUGCCGCCAACCAAAAUGCCAAGCUCUAUACCUCGUCCCCUCCUAAUGCUACCGACGUCCAGGAGCGUAACCGAAGAAACUCACUCCACGCUGCGGCACUCGUUAUGGCAAGGGAUAUGUACGAUGUCAGCCCCACCGAAUCCAAGGGAGCCACAAACGUCGACCCUGCGCUCUCUGCAGCCCAGAAAGGUCACGGUCAGGCCAUGGCUCGAUCCCGAAAUACCGUCAGUGGAACAGUUGGCACUACCGGCCGAAAUGCAUUAACUUUGCAAGAGGCCGCGCAGAAGCGCGCUUCCGAGAAACUGGCACGUUUGAGAAACGAGCAGGCAGAGAUGCAAGCCUACUACGGAACUGCACCUCAGCCACAGCGAUCGCGCUUGACCACUCGCCGAAAGAGAGCUUCCAGUGACGCAGAUGCGACACAGACCGAUGCCGAACAGUCAAGGCACAUUCGUCAUCAGAUGACAAGCCUGCGAUCAAGAGUCAAUCGAGUAGAUGAGAAAAGACAGCAUGACCGCGAUUUUCUCAUGGAAGCAGCACGGCGCAAUGUCGAUCAGACUAUGCAGGAUAUGGACAUGAAGCUGUGGGCCGAUAGUGGUCGCGCCCCUCCAUCCAGACAGAAGGAGUGGGACGAUGCCGCCGAGGCUCGCGUUCGCAGAGAAGCCGAAACCUCGGAGGCGAGCAGUGUCAAUGCGAAUGCGAACGCAACUGUGGAGCGUGUGAAUAUCGGCGGCAACCAGUAUAUGGACAUGGCCGAUGUGGAGGCUGUCGCUCGCUCACGUCUCCAGCCCACUUUUGAUGGGAUUACAGACCAAGCUGAACAGCAACGGGCCCACGAGCUGGAGGAACGACUGGAUGCAGAGGAGCAGGAAAGACAAGCCGCCAUUGAGGAGGAGCGCGAGGCCGAUAUGAGGGCUGCAACAAAGCAAAAGAAAGAUUCCAGCAAGCGUGAAUCGAAGGGAAUUAAUUUCUUCCAGUUGUUGAGGCGCAAGAGCAGACGAGUGCCUGACGAGAAGACGGAGGCAGAGAAAGAAACAGCCGACAAAGAGGCCACUGCGUUGCCCACAGGCGAGGACUCACAAGCCGCUGAAGGGCCUGCUGUUGCUACAGGAGCCGCCGCCGUCACAGGAGCCGCCACUACUGCAGAGACUGUCCCUGCAGUGGAGAUUACUCCGACUCCGGAGGCUUCAAAUGCCCCAGAAGUUGCGCCUACGAUAGAAUCUGCCCGUGCUGAGGAGGAUGCUUCUACCAGGGAGAUUAGAAAUAUUUCUCCACCUGGAGAGACUAUUCCUCCUGUGGAGACUGUGGCUUCCGUUCCCGAAGAUGCCGCCGCCAAGGAUGCCUCCGCUACGGAAGCUCAGGCGCCACUGGGAUCCUCAAGGCUGUCCGGGGAAGAGGCCGCUGCCCCAGAAUCCGUCGAGGAGCCCGAAACGCCUGGUGCGGCAACUGUUUUUGCCGCUGGCCCCGUUGCAGCCCCUGUGAAAUUGGUCAAUGAUCCUGUCUCAUUGGACGAAACCACCGGUACGCUGAGAUACCAUCCCGAACCACGGGAUGCUGCUGCCGUUGGCGGCGUGUCUCCUAUGCAUACCGUGCAGCCUAUCAUAAGUCCUCGAGCAGACUCAAAGCUGAAGACGUGGUUCCGCGACCGAUUGGUUCGCCGCUCUAGCGGACCGGUCCCCGUGUAUCCCCACCAGCCCGGGCCAGAUUUCAAUACCGACAGCGAGAUUGGCUUUUCGGGCGGAGCUACCCUGAGAGAGCAAAGCGGGUCUCGCAGUGCGGCGCUAAGCUCACACCCCGUCACCAGCGACGAGUUCGAUCAGAGGUCAAACAGUGGCGCUGAAGUGAGCAAAAUGUCAACUUACGACUCAGCUUCAAGUGGGCAAGUCGAACACAGUUCCAGCAGCAAAAGACAGCGUCUGCGGAGUAGCUUUAUGAAGACUGUGGGCCGCUCUAAUCAAGAUUCCAAGACAAACGGCGUCAGCUCGCAUUCUCGAAACACAUCUGGAGCUAUUCCCGAAUCCAAGGAUACCGAUCCCGGCAUCCAGAACUUGCGAAAUAGUGCCAUCGAGCAGGGUCUUCCCGUCCCGCCUGCUCUCGGGGACAAUGCCAGUGCUACAGGACGAGAGUCGAGGUUCUCCGAGGAUCUGUGA
Messenger RNA from Penicillium atrosanguineum, 2778 nucleotides. RefSeq lists its product as uncharacterized. The transcript has 4 exons. Gene Ontology annotation, biological process: eisosome assembly. The coding region runs from base 1 to 2778 and encodes 925 amino acids. NCBI's taxonomy places the organism in Eukaryota, Fungi, Ascomycota, Eurotiomycetes, Eurotiales, Aspergillaceae. The record is from RefSeq and is a predicted model, not a curated record.